Molecule: messenger RNA, 915 nt
Organism: Racocetra fulgida
Lineage: Eukaryota; Fungi; Glomeromycota; Glomeromycetes; Diversisporales; Gigasporaceae
Source: the annotation of a GenBank genome assembly
AAAGAGGAAAGAAUUAUAAUUACAGAAUUAAUUCCAAAGAUAACUUUAGAUGUUAUUGGUAAUGUUGGAUCUGAAUUAGCUCGAGCAUACGAAUCAAGAGUUGGUCAAGGUUAUUCGCCUUUAUACACAACUCUUGUUAAGUUAUUUCCGUUUAUCAGAAGAUUGCCAACCCCUUUUAACAAAAAAUAUUUUAAUUCUGUUAAAAUUGUCAAUAAUAUUUCUGAGAAAAUAGUUGCUGAUCAAAAAAACAGCCCUAUUAUAGGAAAAAAUUUAUUGUCAUUGGUAAUAAAAGCAAAUGAUAACUUGCCAGUUAAUGAGCAAUUAACACAUAAAGAAUUAUUUAGUCAUACCAUUAGUAAUGCAAUAACUCGGGCAAUAUACUUUCUCGCAAAAUAUCCUGAUACUCAGGAUCGUCUUCGUAAAGAAGUGUCUGAUAUAUUAACUGAUCGUAAUUAUUUUCCAACUGUUGAUGAGAUUGAACAUUUGAAAUAUUUAGAGUGUGUUUUUAAAGAAACUAUAAGGCUCAUUGCACCUGUACCUAUAAUCCGUCGUUAUACUUCAAAAGAUGAAAUAAUGAAUGGUUACUUUGUUCCGAAGGAUACUCCAUUAUGGAUUCCUAUCUACGCAAUACACCAUGAUCCCUUAAUUUGGGGUGAUGAUGUUGAAGUUUUUAACCCAUCCCGGUGGCUUGAUCCGGAAAUAAAUUCAAAAAUAACACGUUAUAAUUCCAUACCUUUUGGUGCUGGUCCAAGAUUUUGUUUAGGGUCGAAAUUGGCUUAUUUGGAAUUUAAAUCUAUCAUAUCUGUGAUUAUUAGAAAUUUUGAGUUUAGAUCAGUUGAAGGUUAUACUUAUGAAACGAAAAUUGGUGAUGCUUUAUCUAAACCUACUUCUGGUAUUGAUUUAUGGGUUUCAAAU